GGUGAAGCUAGCUUAAGGUCACUUAAGACUGCGGUGGAGUUAACCAACGAAUUAAUAUGGUUUUCCUAUCCCUGUCGUGUUGGAUAAGAAAUCGGGGACCCGACAGAUUCUGGAAGGUUCAAGAACUUCUCAAACAUGCUCGGCACUUCCGAGGCCGGAAGAACCGGUGCUACAGUCUGGCCGUCCGCGCCGUCAGGAGAGCCUUCGUCUACGCCACCAAAGGUCGCAAGCUCAAGAAACGCAACAUGAGGACGCUCUGGAUUACACGUAUUGCAGCAGCAUCACGAGAGCAUGGCCUGAAGUACCCUGUCCUCAUCCACAACCUCAUCAAGACCAGCGUUCAGCUGAACAGGCACGUUAUCAGUGACCUGGCCAUCACAGAGCCUCGGUCUUUCCAAGCGCUUGCGAAGCUGGCCAAAGCUCGGCAACAGGAAGGGUUCCGUGCAGCGCUGGGUGACAGCAAGGGGCCUCCUGGUGUCUUUUCCCGUGUUGUUUGCCUGCAGUGAUGGACUUGUACAUGUGUGGAUUUUCAGUUGCUCUUCGAUUGUUGAGAUAUUCAUGGCGAACAGGAGCACACUCACCCGAUUUCCUCAGUUCUUGCUCAGUAUGAUUCAGAUAAUUAUUUAGGAAAUGUUGAGCAAAUUAUUGUUUACUUUUGUGAUGGUUUAUUGGUCACGAUAAAGAGAAAGGAACUUACCUUAAGGCCGGAGCUGACAACUGUAUCUAAUGUAUGUUGUUUUAUGAAAACAAGUUAACACCUGCUGGAGAAUUCACUGCCCAGAGAAUUCCAUUAUGCACUACCUGACUUGUGUGUCUUGCCUGCAAAAUAUUCAUUUAUGAUAUUUUGAUAUUAAUUUAUGUUACCUGGAAUUAUAAUCUUGCACACAGGUCAGUUCCUUGGCUUUGUAGAAACAGCAAAAUCUGCCUGUUCUGCCAACAGAAAUGUGAUUUCUUAUAGAACAUGAUUUCUGUUGAAGUGCCUUGAUCUCUGACCAUGAAGGAGCAUUUUUCCUUUCAUUAUGUUCCUUUCAUUUCAUUGACCUGUGUCACAGUGGUGACAUUUGGCAAUUCUUUUAUCUUGUUUUUCUUUUCAUGGCUUUUUUUUUAAAUCACCAUGAAGAGUCAAUCCAAGGAAGUAGUAAAGACAUGGACUGCUUCUGUGUUACCUGUGAAUGUGCUCAUUAUCUCAAAUGUCAACAAGAUUAAUUCCCCUUCACCCUGGUUGUUCUCAUCAUACUCACCCUUUAUUUAGUUAUGGUAUUUGAUGCUGAUUGAUUGAGAAAUUUGGAGGCUGAGAAGUUUUGCCAUGUAAAUAUUUGUGUGACAUGUUGGUAAUGUUUAGCCCAUUAAACAUUUGUAUACACACA
Molecule: messenger RNA, 1367 nt
Organism: Betta splendens (Siamese fighting fish)
Lineage: Eukaryota; Metazoa; Chordata; Actinopteri; Anabantiformes; Osphronemidae
Gene: mrpl20
Product: mitochondrial ribosomal protein L20
Exons: 4
Coding region: 57-506 (149 amino acids)
Biological process (GO): ribosomal large subunit assembly; translation
Cellular component (GO): ribosome
Molecular function (GO): rRNA binding; structural constituent of ribosome
Source: RefSeq, a predicted model, not a curated record